Molecule: messenger RNA, 4411 nt
Organism: Drosophila erecta
Lineage: Eukaryota; Metazoa; Arthropoda; Insecta; Diptera; Drosophilidae
Product: band 4.1-like protein 5
Exons: 10
Coding region: 731-3682 (983 amino acids)
Cellular component (GO): cytoskeleton
Molecular function (GO): cytoskeletal protein binding
Source: RefSeq, a predicted model, not a curated record
CGUGGCUGGGCUUAUGUGCUUAGACACGUCUGGUCAAACUGCUAACAUAAAAUCAACAACUACUGCGGCCAUUCUUACAUUCUACCAAAAAAAAAACCGAAAGUGCACUUAAACAGCCCGAAAAAAUAACAAAAUAACACUGUGAGCGGACGAUGCAGCACCGCCAACAAAAUAAAGUGUGAAAAGAAGCGAUUGAAAACCCGCAACGUCGCCUUGCGAAGCGGGAACUAACGUGUUUGGCUGGCCUGUUUUUUCUCUCUCAUCUUUUUCGCCAACCAAAAACCAGGCUAACAGUGAUUUUUUCGCGGGGGACGGGGUGCGACGAGCGAAAACCCGUAGAAAAGAAACCGCCCGAAAGGAGCGCCCACCUUGGCCAGCAACUUCAGCUCAGCGCCCCGAACCAAAAGUGAAAAAAAAACAAAAAACUAAGAGGAAAACUUAAGUAAAACGGGGGCGUCUAUCGCGUGCAAGUGUGUUAGUUAGUCAGUGUACGUGUACGUGUUGGCCAGAACAAGUUGAUUGCGCGUGUGUGCGUGUGAGGGGUUUUUGAUGUCUGCGCUGUCUUUUUUCCCCAGCCGAGGUGAGCACACAGGUGAAUUAUCGGUGCAUUCGGCUGCCUUGGCAACAAUUCCAGAAAACAACACCUACAAAACAACAACAACAACAACCGCCCGCACUAUAUAAUACAAAUAAUAGACACGUUUAAAACCAAACAACAAAAUCCAGAAAAAUGCUCCGUUUUCUAAGCCGUCGCAAGGUGCGCAACAACUAUGUGGAUAAUUCCAGAGGGGGCGGCGGUGGCGGCGGUGCAACUAGUUCCGCGGUGGGCGUGGCUGGGGGUGGUGGCGGCAGUGCCACCUCCGGAGGCAGUUCGCAAAUAAAGCCACAACGCAUUGUGGUCAACAAGAACAAAAUCGACUGCCGCGUCAUUCUGCUGGACAACACUGACCUUUCCAUCGAAUUAUCGAAAAAGGCAUUGGGCAGCUUUUUGUACGAACAGGUAUUCUACGCACUAGACAUCAUCGAGAAGGAUUACUUUGGGCUGCAGUUCAUGGAUGCCAAUCAUGUUAAGCACUGGCUAGAUCCCACCAAGCCCAUCAAGAAGCAGGUCAAAAUUGGACCGCCCUACACGUUCCGACUGAAGGUGAAGUUUUACUCUUCGGAACCCAAUACACUGCGCGAAGAGCUGACCCGCUACCUGUUCUUCUUGCAACUGAAACAAGAUCUUCUCGAGGGGCGACUCGACUGUCCGGAUGACAAGGCCACCGAACUCUGCGCUUUGGCCUUACAGUCUGAGCUGGGCGACUAUGACAACCAGGAGCAUUCCGCCGCCACCGUCUCUGAAUUCCGUUUUGUGCCCGAGCAAUCGGAAGACCUGGAGAUAGCCAUACUAGACGAGUACAAGACGUGCCGGGGUCUCACGCCUGCUCAAGCUGAAACAGCAUUCCUGAACAAGGCCAAGUGGCUGGACAUGUACGGCGUUGACAUGCACACGGUGCUCGGAAAGGAUGGCUGCGAAUACCACCUAGGCCUUACGCCCACCGGCAUUCUCGUUUUCGAACGAGAUCAGAAAAUCGGACUGUUUUUCUGGCCCAAGAUCAGCAAGCUGGAUUUUAAGAAAAAGAAACUUACUCUUAUUGUGAUCGAGGAUGACGACGAGGGAAGAGAGCAGGAGCACACCUUUGUCUUCCGGCUAUACAACGAGAAGGCGUGCAAGCAUCUGUGGAAGUGCGCAGUGGAGCACCACACUUUCUUCCGGCUCAGGGCGCCGGUUAAAGGUCCUUCAGCCCGUCAAAAUUUCUUCCGUAUGGGCUCCCGCUUCCGCUAUUCCGGUCGCACCGAGUUUCAGACCACGCAGCAGAGUCGAGCCAGGCGAACGGUGCAAUUUGAGAGACGGCCAUCACAGCGAUUUGCCAGCCGGCAGUCGCACCUGUUGCGCGAACGACAAAAGGCUUCGCAGGAGGCAGCGGUGUCGGCUGUGGCCUCGGUUAAUGCUCGAGCUGCUGCCGCUGCGGCUGCCGCAGCUGCAUCCCAAUCACCUGCGCCAGCUACUCCCUUAAUAUCUUCCCAAGUAUCGACUCCAACUCCUAGCAACGAUAACAAUAACGACGCCUUCGACUCGCUCAUUUCCACGGAUCAAUUCAUCACUGUAACACCUUCGCCUUCGGUGCUUACUGUCAUUCAAAACUCGGCCAUUAUUGAACCGGAUGCAGCCUGCAGCGGUUCCAUCAGCUCCUCUUCCCAGGCAGCAGCCAACUUCGCCUCGCUGGGUCGCAACUCCCUUAAGUCCAACUUCAGCAACGAGGAUCCGGCAUACAGCAAGAUUGGAUCUAUUGGCAAGGCGGCAGGGUUGACUGUAAAAUUGGAUCCUGACUUCACACCACCAUACUCACCAAACGCCACUAAGAACUUCGAUGAAACCAAUCCAUUUAGAAAUGCAACAAGCUCCCAUCACGGCAGUUUUGGCAAGGCUUCCAUUAGCUCCGGCCAGCUCAGUGUUAAGAGCGGCUUGUCGGAUAAAGAUAGAGAGCUAGACUCAUUGCUUAAGUCCAUUGUCAAAGAUCCAUCCCCAUCAGUGCUAGCAAACGAAGCCAUUAAUGAUGCUAACAGUAUCAGGGUGACCAUCAACAAGACCUUCGACAUGGACCAUAACACGGAGACAUUGAAGCGCCUCUCGAACGCCAACGAGAAGCCCAACAACCAAGUUAAGCUGGCCAAUGUGAGCACAACGGCUCUGCCGCCUGGCAACAUCAAGUGCAAUAUUCUAAAGGCUCGCGUUGAGGAGGAGCUGGGUGCCGGAGGCAACGCCAAGCUUACCAAUCAAAUGUUCGUACCGGCCGCCCAUAGCAGCAACAUGCAUACGAGCAACACGAACUGCAGCAAUAGCAACAGCAGCAGCAGCAACAACCAUGCACACAGCGAUGGACCGGAUUCCCUGAACGCCACCUACAUAUCAGUGGGAGGCGAUAAGCUGACGCUCAGCAUACCGGAACAGAAGCCGUCGACGGGUAGUAGCAGCAGUUCCAGCACCUCGAGCACGACUACCACCACCACCAAUGGAAUUGCACCCUUUAGUAAUGCCACCUUUGUGUCGGGAUUCAGUGCACCACUCACUCCGCCGUCGUCGCUGACGACGAAUCUGAAUAAUACCGGAAGCGCGUGCAAUACCACCCUUACCAGUGUGACCACCAUCAGCACGCCCAGCAGCCCCACCGCCACCGUUAGCACGACCGCCUCGGAGUCAGUGGCUCCCGCUUUGAGCAAUGCCUCGGCGGCCGAAAUACUCAUUAAUGAAAUAUUCAUUAACAACAUCAUAAACAACAAUGCCAGCGGCAGUAUCACCGCCGAAACUGCUGCCAAACCGGCGGGCAGCUCCACGCCCAGUGCCGGCACCUUGCUCUUCUCCACGCUCAGUGAACAGGAGCGCCUGGAAUCGCAGAAAACGAACCAUCAGAUGAAUCAGAAUAUAAAUCUGAAUCAAAACCACAGCGAAGUCGAUGCGCCGCCGAGUGAAAAGAAAACUGCGAGCAAUUAUCCGGACAGCAGUCGCAUUCCGUUUCCAUCCAGCAGCAACAGCAAUGACAUGGUAUCGCCCUGGCUGGUUUCGUCGGAGGUGGUAUCUGCCCCCAAGGGACGCGAGCCGGCCAUCAUUCGAAAAUCCGUUAUUACAACCCAGUUGUAAUUAUUGUUUAACAGUAAUCCCUACUCCGCGUAUAAGCUAAAUGUUCUUAUUUAUAAUCGCUAGCUAUGGAAAUUUAGACAGACGUAAUGUAUUCGUAUUUUAUCGUAGACAAACUUAGACGAGUUUUAAGCAUUCCAAGCGAGAGCAACGAAAAAAGACAAUGAGAGAGCAGGUCCAAUCAAAAGCAUACUGUCCCUAAAUGUGCCUUAAUGAUCUAUAUUUAUAUACUUUACAUAUAUCGAGGAUAUAUCAUACACCGAUCGAGGAACGAAAUGUGCUAAACCGUGUACUUAAUAAAGUAUUCAACCGCUAACUGUAAGUGUAUAGACUGGAUUUUUAACAGAAAGAAAACGUGAUGAUGGGCGUUCUGCUUAAUAUACUAGGCUUAUAUUAUAGCUAAGAGAUGUGAGGACCGUUUAAUGUGCAGUAUUCCAAUUAACAAGUAGCAGACCACUAAGAACAACGAAAUUUUCAACUGCAGCCGCAAAAUCGACUGAAAGUAUACAAAUCGAAAUGAGCUAAAUUAAAUGAAAUUGUGCGAGUAUUUUUGUAAAUGUAUUGUACGCCGAGGGUCCCAGAACCGAAAAAUGACUUACCACUCACCAACGAAAUGUUAAGUGCAAGCAAUCCACUCAAUUAUUUUUGUCUAAGCAUACAGCGACGAUGUUGAAGCAUUUAAAUGUAUAAUAUAUUCAAUAAAAAGUGCAUUUAUGCAUCAUGUAUACAGUA